Molecule: messenger RNA, 1008 nt
Organism: Pediculus humanus corporis (human body louse)
Lineage: Eukaryota; Metazoa; Arthropoda; Insecta; Psocodea; Pediculidae
Product: Prostatic acid phosphatase precursor, putative
Exons: 5
Coding region: 1-1008 (335 amino acids)
Biological process (GO): dephosphorylation
Molecular function (GO): phosphatase activity
Source: RefSeq, a predicted model, not a curated record
AUGUUACAGUUUUAUCGACAUGGAGAUCGUAUGCCUAUUUACACAUAUGUGAAUGAUCCCUACAAGAAUAAUUCAUAUUGGCCUGCUCCUUGGGGAGAACUCUCAGAUAUCGGUAAAAGGGGUCAUUACGAACUUGGAAAAUGGUUGAGAAAUCGUUACAAGGAUUUUCUACCGGAAAAAUACAACAGAAACGACAUUUACGUUCGUUCGACAGACUAUGAUAGAACGCUCAUGUCGGCCUAUAGUAAUUUGGCAGGUUUAUACGAACCAGAAAAUUCCCAAGAAAAUUGGAAUCCCGAUAUUAAAUGGACUCCGAUUCCCGUUCACACGAUACCAGAAGUUGAGGAUGAGGUUCUUGCAGGACACAAACCUUGUCCGAAAUACGAUAGAGAACAAAAGAAAAUAUUAAAUUCGACAUUUUUUCAAAAAGUCAACGAAAAACAUAAGAAACUCUACGAGUUUUUAACGGAAAAAUCCGGUAAUAAAAUCGCCGACGUGUGGGGAGUGAGCGAAAUAUACGAUAUUUUCCUCAUUGAAGAAAUUUACAAUUUCACUUUGCCCCAUUGGUCAAAGGGCAUAUACCCUCAACCUUUGAAAGACCUUUCGGCACUCAGUUUCGCAAUACCUUGUUUUACUCGUACGUCAGCAAGAUUGAAAAUCGGUCCUCUAUUCCAAGAAAUAUUGGAUAACAUGGAAAAAAAAAUGUCGAAUGAAAUAAGUCAAAAAGUUUGGAUGUAUUCGGGACACGAUACGACAAUCGCAAACAUAUUACAAGCUCUCGACAUGUUUUCACCUCCUCAAUGUCCGCCAUAUUUAAGUAUGAUAUUGUUCGAAUUGAGGAAAAAAGAAGAUGAUUUUUUUGUAUCCAUGCACUACAGAAAUUCAUCGACGGUUUCGCCUUAUUUGUUACAAAUUCCAGGCUGUGAAAAAUUAUGCCCGUUCGAAAGAUUCAAAGAAAUAUUAUCGUCUUUGAUACCUGAAAAUUGGAGCCAAGAAUGCAUGAUUUGA